This is a messenger RNA of Chinchilla lanigera (long-tailed chinchilla), 3908 nucleotides long. It is a transcript of the gene Ppp1r3e, whose product is annotated as protein phosphatase 1, regulatory subunit 3E. The record is from RefSeq and is a predicted model, not a curated record. Gene Ontology annotation, cellular component: protein phosphatase type 1 complex. Gene Ontology annotation, biological process: regulation of glycogen biosynthetic process. Gene Ontology annotation, molecular function: protein phosphatase 1 binding; glycogen binding. NCBI's taxonomy places the organism in Eukaryota, Metazoa, Chordata, Mammalia, Rodentia, Chinchillidae.
CCAGGCUGGUCUCAAACUCACAAGAAUCCCCCUGCCUCAGCCUCCCAAGUGCUGGGAUUACACGCCCAGCUCCUGUUCUAAAUUUAGAGACUUUGUUUCUACUCUAAUAUUUCUCAUUUUACUACUCUGAAGUCAGCGACAUUACCAUUACAUUUUUAACCUUGUACUGUAUAAUCAAAUGGGUAAGAGAGUGGACUGAGUUGGCUGCUGAGGUCUUAAUCUCAGCUCCCAUUAUUAACUAUGUGACUCUGGACAAGAGUCCUACCCCCACUCUUCCCUCAAUUUUCCUGUAACUGUAUGUCAUGGAGUUAAUAAUGUUAGAAGACUUACAGCAGUACCUGGCACACUGUAAGUGCUAUUUUAAGAUCAGGAAAAUUAGAAAAAAGAAAAAAAAAAAAACUAAAAACACACCUUUUCCAUUAAUAUGGGGGGGGGGGGAUCCCGUUCUUGGAAGCUUUCCCUGGAACUAGAACCCCACAGCCCAGCACCAAGAGAACGUGGUGUGCUCGUUUAUUCACUAACUUGAUGACCCAGCCUGUGCUGAAACUGACCACCAGGCACAGCCCUGCCUUCAGUGUUUACAGCAGGAUUAGAAACCAGAACUCGACGCAUGUUUUCACAGGUGAGACAGCUGAGGCCAGCGAAGGUGUGCUGUGCUCCAGGUCACAGCUGCCCAGCUGCAGGCCCAGGGCUGGGGCUAAUCAGUUCUGGACUCUUCCCAAUGGGCAGUUUCCAGCCACCCACCUUCUUGAGUGCUGCAGCUCACCUACGUGACUGCACCCAGCUCGGGACCUUUCUGUCUUUGCCCCCACUGCACCCUCCUUCCGAACCUGGAGCCCAGGUUUAAGAAAACAGUAAGCCCUGAAGACGACGUCAUACACUGGGCGUUUUGAAGCUUUGAGAAACGUAAAGAUUGGUCUUUUCCUCCCAGUGUUAACCCUCCCCACGCCAGAAAGGUUGAGGACGUUAAAAUAAAUAAGUAAAAAGGCUGGGUGGCCUCACUAGGGACCGAAAGGAUGGAGUCCCGCCCCCUGGUGCAGCGGCGAAGACAGAUCGGGAGCCACCUGUCAGAGGGCUGUGGGCGGAGGCCAGGCGGAGAGGCCCGCAGGAGAGGCGGGGAGCUCACGCCCGGAGCCGCUAGCCCCGACACCAGUACUCCAGGCAGCAUGGGAUAGUGUAAGACUCUGGCGGCUGACGGCCGGGGGAGGGAGGGUGGUCACACGGACACGAGGCCGAGCAACGCGAGCUGGAGGAUCCUGGAGGUGACGGCAAGGAGAGUACGCAGCGGCAAGGGGCUGCUGCAGAGCGGGCCCGGAGACUGUGCCGACGCAGGGCGGGCCGCACCGGGCCGGAGGUGCCAUGUCCCGCGAGCGGCCGCCCCGCACUGACAUUCCCCGCAAUCUGAGCUUUAUAGCUGCGCUGACUGAGCGCGCCUACUACCGCAGCCAGCGGCCCAGCCUCGAGGAGGAGCCGGAGGAGGAGCCAGGCGAGGGCGGUACGCGGCUCGGGGCCCGGUCUCGCGCUCACGGUCCGAGUCGGGGCCGCCGGGCCCGCUCUGCGCCCGCCGGAGGCGGUGGCGCCCGGGCACCCCGCAGCCGUAGCCCCGACACCCGCAAGAGAGUGCGUUUCGCCGACGCGCUGGGGCUGGAGCUGGCCGCCGUGCGCCGCUUCCGCCCCGGAGAGCUGCCCCGAGUGCCCCGCCACGUGCAGGUGCAGCUGCAGAGGGACGCCCUCCGCCACUUCGCGCCGUGCCAGCCGCGCGCUCGCAGCCUCCAGGAGGCGCGCGCCGCCCUGGAGCCGGCCCGCGACCCGGGCUUCGCCGCCCGCUUGCAGGCGCAGCGCAUCUGCCUGGAACGCGCCGAGGCGGGCCCCCUGGGCGUCCGGGCCGGCUCCGCCCCCGCCGCGCGCGGAUCGCUUCGCCUUCCGCCUGCCCGCGCCGCCCGUCGGGGGCGCCCUGCUCUUCGCCCUGCGCUACCGCGUGACGGGUCACGAGUUUUGGGACAACAACGGUGGCCGUGACUAUGCUCUACGUGGCCCGGAGCACCCGGGCAGUGGCGGAGCUCCUGAGCCCCAGGGCUGGAUCCACUUUAUUUGACAUGAGGCAGCUGCACCCACUCCGGGGGAAGAAUGCCCGAGGCACCCGAGGCACCCGAGGCAGCGGGAAGCGCCUGUGGCGGGAGGAUGGGAGGGACCGAGCCCGGCAAGCAGCUGCCCCAGAGAGUCCAGCGGGGCGCGCGCGGAGGGGCGGGGCGCGCCGGCUGCGUGUGAGCGGAGGGAACCCGCGGCUAAGGGGCGGGCAGAGCGAAAGAGGCGCUGCGGCGAAGGAGGACCGCUGGGAAGCGAGGUGGUGGCUUUCUCCGAGAGCUGGCCCGGCAGGACUAGGCAGUCAAAGGUUAAGGGACCUCUUUGGAACGGAGGCACAUGAUGGACUGGGGAGGUCUGACGCGUGUAGUCCUCCAGUUGAAGUCCUUUAGGCUGCUGGUACCUUCCCUUUUACCGGCCACUUCGCGUCCCUCAGUCCCAACCAUCCUAGCUUUAUUUCAACCAUCAUUGCCUUGCUUACUCCCAAGAACCUGGCCAUUGCUCCCUGGGCAUCCUGACAGGACUUCCUGUCCCCCAACAGUUUCGGAUUUCAGUCAUGACGGACUGAGGGAGUGAUGUUAGGUGGUAGAGCUUCCUCCAGCCUCCAGGCAGCGGUGGGGAUAAUAAUGAAGGCAAAGCAACUCCAGGUCUGUCCUUGUAACCAAACUAUGGAACAGCCAAGGAGCUGGUACACUCAGGGGCUUCCAGAAAAAAAUGCCAGCCUUACUUUUCUGGGUGCCUUCUAAUAACCUUUAAGCACUUUAUGGAUUAUUUGUGUCAAGGGACCGUGAACACAAGAAUACUCAGAUUUAUGCCUAAGAAGAAAAGGAAGUCACUUGACUAGUUUUAUGACUUUGAGCAAAUUACUUCAGUCCUUCGGGCCCUGUUUCCUGCUUGGGGAAACUGGAUUUGAGUUAUGUGAUCACUUAAGGCUGUUUUGGCAUUUAUGAUCUGUGCGGAGCACAGUAUAGGUUAGAAUCUCCAGCCUUGUGCUGCAGUUCAGAACACAGCCCUGAAUGUGUGAUGGGGCUGAGGAUGGGCCCUGUAGUUUGGGGCACAGGUAUUCCUGAGCCCAGGAAGUGUCCCGCAGCCAAUCUGAAGUCUCAGGGUAGUCCAGAGCCUUUUCCAAACUUCGGCUCAUCCUCUGCCCCUUGCUUUUUGAUGUUGCCUCCAUACACUUCCAGGCUGGGUUCUCUGAGACAUCUUUAGGGAAAAUGGUGCUUGGUAGCCCUCAAAAUGGAAGGAAACAACAUAAGUGUCUCUUUUGAGAAUAAAAGGUUAUAGGUAAAAUGAAUGGAAAGCAUCAAGCAUGAGAGCCAAUUGAAAUUUUUUUUGCGGGGGUGGCAGUAUCAGGACUCAAACUCAGGACUUUGCGCUUUCUGGGCAGGCACUGUGCCGCUGAGCUAUAUCCCCAGCCCAGUGAUUUGAAAUUUGGUGUCAGAACAUGGCGGUUUGACCCAUAUCCUGAAUGGGUGAAAUGAGAAAGCUAUUUAUUGCAUUCAUGCUUGCAGUCUCUCCUCUUGAUUAAUUUUAACGUAGAAGUCAUUUCUUUGCUGGUUGCUUGUUUUUCCUUUCACCCUGUAUCUAAUCUCCUUUCGUUGUUUCCCCUUCUGUCUCAUCACUUUUUUUGUUGAACAUGUAGGGUAUUUAUCUUUAUUUCUGCCUUUCCUUCUUCAUCCGUGUUGAUUUCUGCUCUUCCUUCUCCCUCCUUUUCUCCAAGACCAUGGGUGAGCCACCUUCCUCCCUCAGGCUCCUUGCCACUCUUCUAAGGGAGCAAGGGGACGAGAAGCAGUUCCUGAUGUUACAGAUGAACAAGAAGCUCCCAG